Molecule: messenger RNA, 1187 nt
Organism: Trifolium pratense (red clover)
Lineage: Eukaryota; Viridiplantae; Streptophyta; Magnoliopsida; Fabales; Fabaceae
Product: stem-specific protein TSJT1-like
Exons: 5
Coding region: 193-957 (254 amino acids)
Source: RefSeq, a predicted model, not a curated record
UUUCAUAGGAUUUUACUAAAUCUCAUUCUUUAUCUGCAGCCAUUCAGAUUAUUCAUUUUGCUAAUUGGUUUAUUAAUAUUGGUUCAUUUCUUUGAGAAAUUUUAUAGACUUAUUGGAGUUGUUGAUAAAGGAAACAGAGUGAUUACAUUGGAAGAGAAUUUGGAAUUGGAUCCACCAUCUACAGAGGCAAAAAUGUUGGCAAUUUUCAAGAAAAAAUUGGUUAAUCCACCUCAAGAGCUUAAUAGUCCUGCUCCAUUGAAUUCAUCAAGAAAAUCUAAACUUCCUGAUGAAAUUGUUCAUGAUUUCACAUCAUUUAAUCCCUCCAAUGCUUUCUCCAUGAACUUUGGAAAUGAUGCUUUUUUAGCCUAUUCCCCUUCAAACAAUACCUCCAAACAUCAAGGGAUGUUUUGUGGUUUGGAUAACAUAUACUGUGCUUUCAUGGGUAGCUUGAACAAUCUAAGUAUGCUAAUAAAGCAAUAUGGUCUAUCAAAGGGAACCAAUGAGGCCAAUUUCCUCAUUGAAGCUUAUAGGACACUUCGUGAUAGGGGUCCCUAUCCUGCUGAUCAAGUCCUCAAAGAACUUGAUGGUAGUUUUGGAUUUAUAAUCUUUGAUAACAAGGAUGGAACUGUUUUUGUUGCAUCAGAUUGUAAUGGAGAGAUUGGAUUUUUCUGGGGUAUUGCAGCUGAUGGUUCUGUAGUCUUUUCUGAUAACAAGGAGCUUAUUAAAGAAAGCUGUGCCAAGUCAUUUGCACCAUUCCCUGCUGGGUGCAUGUUUCAUAGUGAGCAUGGUCUAACAAGUUAUGAGCAUCCAAUGAAGAACUUGAAGUCAAUGCCAAGGAUUGAUAGUGAGGGAGCAAUGUGUGGGGCCAACUUCUCUGUUGACUCCCAAUCAAAGAAGUCAACGAUGCCACGUAUUGGAAGUGAAGCCAAUUGGGCCACUUGGGGUACACAAACCUGAUUCAUCUAAUCAUGAUAUCAUCCAAAUGGUGACAACAAAAAAUUAUUAAUAAUUGACAUAAGCAUUUUAUUUUCUAUCUUUUUUUUAUUCCUAGAGCAACAUAAUUUAAAGGAGAUAAUCCUUUGUUAUUAGUUCUUUCAGGAUUUUUUUUUCCUUCCUUUUCUGUUAGCUUGUUUGAUUACUUUGUUGUAAAUAUUAUACUGAUUAGAAGUUGAAUAUGACCUUGGUCA